AUGUCUAACCAGUCAAGAGUGAAUGGAUUCCUUCUUCAUGGAUUUGCUGAAAUCCAGCAGUUGCAGAUAUUCCACAUCAUCAUUUUUGUCAUGAUGUAUUUGGUGGCCUUCAUAGAAAACCUUCUCAUCAUCACAGUCAUCAUCUAUAGCCACCAGCUUCAUACACCCAUGUACUUCUUUCUGGCCAACCUGUCAUUCCAAGACUUUGGCUCCAUAUCUGUUACAGUUCCCAAGUCCAUUGCAAAUUCAUUGAUGAAGACCCAAACCAUCUCUUACUCUGGAUGUAUCUGCCAAGUCUCCUUUCUUGUCUUCUUCAUGGUCUCCCACUUCAUCAUUCUUGGUGUCAUGGCAUAUGAUCGUUAUGUUGCCAUCUGCAAUCCACUGCAUUAUGAGACUGUUAUGAACAAAAAAGCUUGCAUUCAGAUGGCAGCCAGUGCAUGGAUUGGUGGAGUUUUUUAUUCAACUAUGUACACUGGGGCUACAUUCAGAUUUGAGUUCUGUUCUAAUGUCAUCAAUCAGUUCUUCUGUGAAAUCCCACAACUGCUGAAAAUCUCUUGCUCUGACUCAUAUCUCAAUGAAAUUUGGGUUCUGAUUUUUGGGUCUUCUUUUGGCUUCAUUUACUUUUCUCUAAUUAUUUUUUCUUAUGUUCAGAUCUUCAGAGCUAUUCUUAGAAUCCCAUCCAGCCAAGGGAAGCAAAAAUUCUUCUCAACUUGCUUGCCUCACUUUAUUGUUAUUUCCCUGUUUGUGGUAAGUGGCACCUUUGUCUAUUUCAGACCAAGUUCCAGUUCCCCAUCAGCAUUUGACCUCCUGGUUUCUAUGUUCUACUGCAUGGUGCCACCAGUAAUGAACCCACUCAUAUAUAGCAUGAGAAAUAAGGAACUGAAAGUGGCAUUCUGGAAACUGAUUACUAACAUUUCUCCCCCAAUCCUUCGGCAAAAACCGUUCUCCAGUGCAUUUUAA
Podarcis raffonei (Aeolian wall lizard) is the source of this 960-nucleotide messenger RNA. Its product is annotated as olfactory receptor 14A16-like. The transcript has a single exon. Gene Ontology annotation, cellular component: membrane. NCBI's taxonomy places the organism in Eukaryota, Metazoa, Chordata, Lepidosauria, Squamata, Lacertidae. Gene Ontology annotation, molecular function: olfactory receptor activity; G protein-coupled receptor activity. The record is from RefSeq and is a predicted model, not a curated record. Bases 1 to 960 code for a protein of 319 amino acids. Gene Ontology annotation, biological process: G protein-coupled receptor signaling pathway.